Messenger RNA from Geodia barretti, 1907 nucleotides. The record is from the annotation of a GenBank genome assembly. Lineage: Eukaryota; Metazoa; Porifera; Demospongiae; Tetractinellida; Geodiidae.
UGAUGGGUGGGGCUGGUAUAUAGAUUACGGAGAUUUGUGGUACAAGACGGCGUAGAUAGGCAACUACAUCGUGCGAGUUCAGAGACAACUAUGGACAGCAGCGAAGUGCUGAAGGAAGGCUUUUUAGUGAAAAAAGGCCAUGUUCGACACAACUGGAGGACUCGAUGGUUUGUUCUGACCAAGAAACAGUUGAGCUACUUCAGAAAACGACAGGAGUCAGUUGCAGCUGGAGUCAUUCCUCUAUGUGGUGCUACUCUCACGUGUCCCUCACCAGACUCCACCAAGAAACCGUGGUUACUACAGAUCAAGACUCAUGAUAGGAAGGAGUUCAUGAUCCAGGCACCAGACGAGAGAUGCAGAACUGAGUGGAGCACUCCCAUCGAGGAAUGCAUCCGUAGACUUGAUCCAACAAAGGAGACGCGUAGUGUUUGUUUUAGCAACAUUGCCCAUGUUCAUGGAGGAAUCUGCCACUUUUUAUGUCACAUGCCGGGAAAUUCGUGGCAUUCCCCGUUCCUCUGAGAUUUGAGAGGGAACUUUACGUGCUAACUCCCUCAGCUGAAUCUAUACAUCUUCUGUUGUGCAACAGAUCGGAACGGUUGAGAGUUUGUCGAGAACACUGACUGAAACCAGCCUGAACACUCUCGAGAUGCAACGGGAGAUGGUAAAGGCUAUGCAAGACCCAGGGGCCGGUGUAAAACUGGUAGAGUUUGGACCAAAACGCGGAAGAGCUGCUACAAAAUAUUUCACUGGGAAAGAUGCGAUAGAAUGGCUGAUUUCGUGGUCUUUUGCCAACGAUCGGACUUCGGGUGCUACUCUGGCCACAGAGAUGUUGAGAAAUGGUUUCUUUCACACUGUGAACCUUGACCCCAUCACUAACUCCCUCGCACUCUCCAAGGAUGGCAUCCUCAGUAGAGACGUAAUGGACAGCGAAGAAGCCAAAUACGUAUUUGUUUCCAUGACGUCCACCAAUCCCAACGCGGUAUUUCAGAGUGACGAUGACUCUAGUUCUGACUCAGAGGAUGACAUUCUGGCAACAUCAUCCAGACCAGAGAGCCUUGCGGCUGAAACAGGGUUCGACAGCGAUGGGAAAGUACUCAAACAAGGAUUUCUGUUGAAAAAGGGUAAGGUUUUGAAAGAGUGGAAACCAAGAAGAUUUGUUCUGAGGGAGAAGUCUCUUUACCUAUACUUCUACCGGGGCUCCAAGAGCAAGAAGCAUCGUGGGGCAAUUCCACUGUGUGGUCUGACAAUCUACGAACUGGACAAUGAAAUCAGAGAACCAGAGACUGACCAACAACUGGUGUCUGAAGGUGGCAGCAAGAGACAGUCGGCCAGAAACUCUAGGAACAAGGUCAACAGAAUCUUGCUCAUCACUGCCACAGGGGAGAGAGUGGUAGUUGAGGCUACUAGCGCCGAAGAGAGGAGUGCGUGGAUCGGGGAACUGAGAGUCGCAGUAGCUUCUUUAGACAUCACAUCUAGUUAAUCCGCUUCCAUUUACCACAUCAUUGAAUAAGAUGUGUAUAAUAUCGCAUAUCACUCACUUACUUACUCUUUGUCUUUUUAUUACCAGCUUCCUUUCACACAUUAUUGUUAAAAACAUUGACGAUCUAGAUAAUACGAGAUUUAAAAACAUUACAUGUAGUUUAAAAUUGCGAAUGAGCUGUUUUUAUAAUAUGUCGGGAUCAAUGUUGGUAAUCCUGAUGAGUGCAGAGGGUGUGGUCACCACUAUUGCCGGCUCAUCGCUACUCAACUGGAGGGUGAAGUACUCUGUCUCUUCACACAGCCCGUCGUUAACGACCUGCACAUAGGCACACUGUGUCUGGGGCCCUUCAGCCACAAAGAAUUGGAGUGGAGAAUUGUUGACUCGAUAGUCCAGGAUUUCUAAAAGAUUAUAAACAUACUUGAAGUUG